This is a messenger RNA of Cucurbita moschata (crookneck pumpkin), 1196 nucleotides long. Its product is annotated as probable mediator of RNA polymerase II transcription subunit 36b. NCBI's taxonomy places the organism in Eukaryota, Viridiplantae, Streptophyta, Magnoliopsida, Cucurbitales, Cucurbitaceae. Gene Ontology annotation, cellular component: nucleolus; box C/D methylation guide snoRNP complex; small-subunit processome. The record is from RefSeq and is a predicted model, not a curated record. The transcript is spliced from 7 exons. The coding region runs from base 137 to 1054 and encodes 305 amino acids. Gene Ontology annotation, molecular function: RNA binding; rRNA methyltransferase activity; histone H2AQ104 methyltransferase activity. Gene Ontology annotation, biological process: rRNA methylation; box C/D sno(s)RNA 3'-end processing.
UCCUCUUAUUGCCGCCGCACGCAACCCCUAUAAAUUUAAAACCCUUAACUAGGUUCCUAUACUUCGUCCCCGCGCUCUAUUGUUCUAAAACCCUAGUGGAAACUAUCCUUCGGCGCUCGCUCUAUCGGUCACUGAAAUGAGACCUCCUCGAGGCCGCGGUGGUGGUGGUGGGUUUAGAGGAAGGGGUGAUGGAGGAAGGGGUGGUAGAGGCAGAGGUGGCGGUGGAGGUAGAGGCUUCGGUGGAGGCAGAGGUAUGGCAAGCCGCGGUGGCGGUCGUGGAGGUGGAAGAGGUCGCGGUGGAGGAAGAGGAGGUGGUAUGAAGGGGGGAAGCAAAGUUGUCGUUGAACCCCAUAGACACGAAGGUAUUUUCAUUGCAAAGGGUAAAGAAGAUGCUCUUGUCACUAAGAACAUGGUCUCUGGUGAAUCCGUGUACAAUGAGAAGAGAAUAUCCGUACAGAACGAAGAUGGAACAAAAAUUGAAUACAGAGUUUGGAACCCAUUCAGGUCUAAGUUGGCUGCUGCCGUUCUUGGUGGUGUUGAUGACAUAUGGAUUAAACCUGGUGCGCGAGUGCUGUAUCUUGGUGCUGCUUCAGGGACUACUGUAUCUCAUGUCUCAGAUGUCGUUGGACCUUCUGGUAUAGUGUAUGCCGUUGAAUUCUCCCACAGAAGUGGUAGAGAUUUAGUCAACAUGGCUAAGAAGCGUACAAAUGUUAUUCCCAUCAUUGAAGAUGCCAGACAUCCAGCCAAGUACCGAAUGUUGGUUGGUAUGGUGGAUGUUAUCUUUUCGGAUGUUGCUCAGCCAGACCAGGCAAGAAUUUUGGCCCUUAAUGCAUCCUAUUUUCUCAAAGCCGGUGGCCAUUUUGUCAUAUCAAUCAAGGCCAACUGUAUCGACUCAACCGUUCCAGCAGAGGCAGUGUUUGCAAGUGAAGUGAACAAGCUAAAGGCAGACCAGUUCAAACCCACAGAGCAAGUGACUCUUGAACCAUUCGAGCGAGACCAUGCUUGUGUUGUUGGUAUCUAUCGAGCUCCAAAGAAGCAGAAGCCUGCUGCGUAGACAGUGAAGCGAACAACCAGGGUUUUGUGUCCUUAUGGAUGAUUUAUAGAUAGCUCAUAGCUGUAGUUUAUCCAUGUUUCUUAUUUGAUGAUGAUGUCAUGUUUCUUAUUUGAUGGUGAUUAUUUAAGGACUGAAUUUGCUA